AUGGGGUACUCAGAUCUCGAUUGGAAGGCCAUCAACACUAUCCGACUGCUUGCGGUCGAUGCCACUCUCAAAGCGAACAGUGGCCAUCCUGGUGCCCCUAUGGGCCUGGCUCCUGCCGCCCAUGUCCUGUUCAACAAAUUCAUGACCUUCAACCCCAAGAACCCAGAUUUCAUUAACCGCGACCGAUUCGUCCUCUCAAAUGGCCACGGUUGCAUGCUGCAAUAUGCUCUCCUCCAUCUCUUUGGCUACGGUGUGUCAAUGGACGACCUGAAGAACUUCCGUCAAGUCGACAGCAUCACUCCUGGCCACCCUGAAGCCCACGACACCCCAGGUAUUGAGGUAACGACAGGACCACUUGGUCAAGGUUUCUCCAAUGCUGUGGGUUUGGCUAUAGCUCAAGCGCAUACCGCUGGCGUGUUCAACAAGCCAGGCUACGACCUGAUCAACAACUACACCUACACGUUCUUCGGCGACGGAUGUGCCAUGGAAGGUGUAGCAAGUGAAGCUGCUUCGACUGCUGGUCAUCUUCAACUGGGCAACCUGAUCGCCCUCUAUGAUGACAAUCACAUUUCCAUUGAUGGUGACACCAAAUGUGCCUUCACCGAAGACGUCGAUAAACGAUUUGAAGCCUAUGGUUGGCACGUGCAGCAUGUUGCGGACGCCGACCACGACCUCGAAGCCAUCGAAGCUGCAAUCAAGAAGGCAAAAGAGGUCAAGGACAAGCCUUCCAUGAUCAAGUUGACAACCACCAUUGGUUUUGGUUCCAAGCUCCAAGGCACUGGUGGUGUCCAUGGCAACCCACUCAAGACUGAUGAUGCGAAGCAAGUCAAGUCUAAAUUUGGCUUCAACCCGGAGGAGUCAUUCGUCGUGCCUCAAGAAGUUUACGACAUGUACGGCAAGCACGCUGCUGAGGGUGCAGCCGCUGAACAAGCCUGGAACGAUCUCUUCAAGAAGUAUGCAGGCGAACACAAGGAGCUCGCAGAUGAACUCAGCCGACGGCUGACGAGAAAACUUCCUAAUGGGUGGGAGCAGAGCUUGCCCGUCUGGAAGCCAACCGACGCAGCUACUGCUACCCGUAAGACCUCCGAGAGCGUCUUGGAGGCCAUUCACAAGGCCGUCCCUGAGCUUCUGUCCGGUUCUGCCGACUUGACUGGCAGCAAUAACACCCGAUGGAAGGAUGCUGUUGACUUCCAACCACCGUCUCUCGGCAUCGGCGACUGGACCGGGAGAUACCUUCGAUAUGGUGUGCGAGAGCACGGCAUGGCCGCUAUCAUGAACGGUAUGUCCGCCUACGGUACUCUCAUCCCUGCAGGAGGUACCUUCUUGAACUUCGUCUCCUACGCUGCCGGUGCUGUCCGUCUAUCCUCGCUGUCACAUCAACGAGUCAUCUACGUGGCCACUCACGACUCUAUCGGUCUUGGUGAAGAUGGACCCACACAUCAGCCUAUUGAGACUUUGGUGCAUUUCCGAGCUCUUCCCAACAUGAUGGUAUGGAGACCUGCCGAUGGCAACGAAACAUCCGCCGCAUAUUACAUGGCCCUCACUUCGACCGGCACUCCAUCUAUUCUUGCCUUGACAAGACAGAAUCUCCCUCAACUUGAGAACUCCACGAUAGAAAACGGCAUCAAGGGUGGAUAUGUCGCUGUUGAGGCUGAGAGCGCGGAUGUCACCCUGGUUUCCACCGGUUCAGAGGUCUCCAUCUGCAUUGAGGCCAUCAAAGUGUUGAAGGAUCAGUACAACCUUACAGGCCGCGUCGUCUCUAUGCCUUGCACAGAGGUGUUCGAUGCCCAGCCCAAAGACUACCAACUCAAGUGUAUUCCUGACGGAAUUCCUACCAUGUCGGUUGAGGUCAUGUCCACCUUGGGCUGGGAGAAAUACUCACAUGAGCAAUUCGGUCUCAACCGGUUCGGUGCUUCCGGCCCGUAUAAGGAGGUGUACAAGAAAUUCGAGUUCACUCCCGAGGGUAUUGCCAAACGUGCAUCGGCCACGGUCGAUUUCUACAAAGGCUUGAAGCCUAGAUCGCCAAUCAACCGUGCCUUCCAACAACUCAUCUAA
Messenger RNA from Exophiala xenobiotica, 2055 nucleotides. Its product is annotated as transketolase. Lineage: Eukaryota; Fungi; Ascomycota; Eurotiomycetes; Chaetothyriales; Herpotrichiellaceae. The transcript has 7 exons. The record is from RefSeq and is a predicted model, not a curated record. Gene Ontology annotation, cellular component: cytosol. Gene Ontology annotation, biological process: pentose-phosphate shunt. Gene Ontology annotation, molecular function: transketolase activity. The coding region runs from base 1 to 2055 and encodes 684 amino acids.